Paramecium sonneborni is the source of this 2071-nucleotide messenger RNA. The record is from the annotation of a GenBank genome assembly. Lineage: Eukaryota; Ciliophora; Oligohymenophorea; Peniculida; Parameciidae.
AUGAUCCAAAAAUGUAAACAAGGCCUCAGAUAAAUUGAUAUAUUUGGAUAAACUAUUAAUCUUAGUUUUAGAUAAGAAGAAUAGUAUAAGACCAGUAUUGGGGGAUUUCUAUCUAUUUGUAUGAUAGCUACUAUCAUCAGCUUUUUCUAUUCUAAUAUUAUAAACUUUUUUGCAAAGUUAAAUGUAACAUCAACAUCAGAAUUCACAUUCUCUAAUGAUCCAGAUAUUUUGAGUUUAGAUAAGAAUAAUUUUAUGUUUGCUGUUUAAAUCGAAUAAGAUAAUUUCACUACUAAUCCUUUUUUCAAUAUCACAGUUGAAUAGCGUCAUUAUUAUCGUUUUCCUAAUGGAACAUAAUAUAGACAUCCAAAAAUAUAUAUUGACUUGGUACCUUGUACGGUAGAGCAUUUUUCACAUCUUUUCGAAUAAUACAGUGUUAAUUUUACAGAUUAAUUUGAAUAGUAGAAUCUAAGAAAUUUCCUUUGUCCAAAUCUUGACUUUAUACAUAGUUAAAAUCUAACUGUGGGAGGGGUUUGGACAAGUGAUGAUUAUUACUUCUUAAAAUUCUCUGUUACAAAUUGUAUAAAUUCAUAAGACAGUAAUUUUACUUGGAAACCAACAUGCAAAACUUCUGAUGAAAUAACAAAUGCCUUAAAUUCAUAAGGAAGUUUUCGAUUUUAAGUUUAUACAACUAACUUUGUAAUUUAUAAAAUAUAUAUUUUCUUAUUAGUUAAUCAAUCCAAACAGGCCAAAAGAUUAUGUUUAACCAUUUUUAGCUACAGAUUAAUUUUACACUUUUGUUCCUGACAAAAUGUUCGUUUAAUCAGAUAUAUUUUUUAGAACAAAAAAAGUUACUACUGAUUAAGGAAUUCUCAUGUAUCCAGAUAAACAAAAUUAAACUUUUGCAUUUAGAGAUUAUGCAGAUUAAAGAGAGUAAUUUGAAAUAUCCAGAAUAACUCCAAAUUAUUAUGGAGCAUUUUAUUUUUAAAGAAGUCCCUAUUCUUAUUAAAUCAAUAGAAAUUUUUUACGUUUGGAUGAAUUAUUAAGUUAUUUAGGAGGGUUUACAUAAUUUAUGAUUGUCGUGGUUGGAAUUCUUGUAAAAUUUUACAAUAGAUAACAUUUAAUUGUUUCUAUAGCUAAUGACCUUUAUGAAUUUGAUAUGAGUUUUAAUAGAAUGAAUACUCAAAUGAACUUUAAUAGUCUUUUAGAAAAGAAAGAGAGAGGUAAAGAGGUAUAAAAAUAAAAAACACAAAGAAAUUAAUAAACAUUGCCUAAAAUUUAGAUUAUGUCUACUUUUUAAAAUAAACCAGAAUUGUUACAAAAUACUAGUCCAGAAAAAGAGGUUUUAAAGAUAUUAGAGAAAAAGUUAUCUCUAGAAUUUGCAUAACCUGCAGGUUAAAGAGUGUAAUCAAGAUUAAGUAUUCUGAAAGUUAAAGCUUUUGAAUAUUUUGAUGAUUUUAAAUAAUUUAUUAAAAAAAAGUAUGUAAUUGGUUUAGGGUUUCGUGUUAUUUUGAGUUCUAUAUUACCAAUAGAAUCAAUUAAAAAUGAUGAUUGCAUAGUGCUUUAAAGAGCUAUGUAUUAUUUAUAGAGUAACUUAGUGAUUAAGUGAAUAAGGAGUUAGAUAUAGAAUAUAUCAUAAAACAAUUACAUGAACUAACAAAACUAAAGAAGAUUUUAUUUACUGAGGAAUAGAUUACACUAUUUAAUUUUAGUAGAAAACCUAAAAUUGCUUUAAUAUAAGAUGGAAAGAAACGUAGAUCUACAAAGUAGAAUAAAUAUAUCCUAUUUUAGGUGUAUAGUAAAUGGUGAAGUUACAAUAGAAGAAUAAGGGUUACUUAGACAAUUUAACAAUUUAGUAACUUCUUAUUAUAAAAUUAUGGGAUAGGAUACUGAAAAUUAAACUCAAGAAUAAACAAGAUUCAAUUAAAGAUUAAUUAUAUUGUUAGGUACUGAGUUAAUGAAUGUUUUGGAAAAGGAAAUUUCACAAUAAUAACAUUUUGAUUCAGAAAACAAUGAUGAUAAUGAAGAAAACCUUAUAAGUGAUAAGGAAAUAUAAAUAGAAAGGAAAGAAUGA